Molecule: messenger RNA, 1224 nt
Organism: Tupaia belangeri chinensis (Chinese tree shrew)
Lineage: Eukaryota; Metazoa; Chordata; Mammalia; Scandentia; Tupaiidae
Gene: VSIG8
Product: V-set and immunoglobulin domain containing 8
Cellular component (GO): intracellular anatomical structure
Source: RefSeq, a predicted model, not a curated record
AUGGGAGUUCGAGGAGCGUUCCACCUUCUGCUUGUGUGCCUGAGCCCAGCGCUGCUGUCUGCUGUGCGGAUCAACGGGGAUGGCCAGGAGGUCUUGUACCUGGCAGAAGGUGAUAACGUGAGGCUGGGCUGCCCUUAUAUCUUGGACCCUGAGGACUAUGGUCCCAAUGGCCUGGACAUCGAGUGGAUGCAGGUCAACUCAGACCCCUCACAUCGAGAGAACGUGUUCCUUAGCUACCAGGACAAGAGGGUCAACCAUGGGAACCUCCCCCACCUGCAGCAGAGGGUCCGCUUUGCAGCCUCAGACCCCAGCCAGUAUGACGCCUCCAUCAACCUCAUGAACCUGCAGGUGUCUGACACAGCUACCUAUGAAUGCCGGGUGAAGAAGACCACCAUGGCCACCCGGAGAGUCAUCGUCACCGUUCAAGCCCGUCCUGCCGUGCCCAUGUGCUGGACCGAGGGCCACAUGACCCAUGGCAACGACCUGGUGCUGAAGUGCUUCGCCAACGGGGGCUCGCAGCCCCUGUCCUACAAGUGGGCCAAGAUCAGUGGACACACUCAUCCGUACCGUGCUGGGUCCUACCACUCCCAGCACAGCUUCCACUCUGAGCUGUCCUACCAGGAAUCCUUCCAUAGCUCCAUAAAUCAAGGCGCAAGCAACGGGGACAUGGUGUUGAAGGACAUCUCCCGGAGCGAUGACGGGCUGUAUCAGUGCACCGUGGCCAACAACGUGGGCUACAGCGUGUGUGUAGUGGAGGUCAAGGUCUCAGACUCCCGGCGCGUGGGCAUGAUCAUCGGUGCGGUGCUGGGCUCCCUGCUCAUGCUGGCCUGCCUGGCCGUGGGCAUCUGGGGGCUGGUCUGCUGCUGCUGCGGGGGCGCCGGGGCUGGGGCCCGCGGUGCCUUCCGGUUCGCCGGGGUCGGCGGCGGGGCCUGCGGCGACUUGGCUAGUGAGAUCAGAGAGGACGCCGUGGCGCCCAGGUGCAAGGCCAGCGGGCGCGGGAGCAGCGUCACCCAUCUUCUGGGGUACCCGACGCAGAACGUCAGCCGCUCCCUGCGCCGCAAGUACGCGCCUCCGCCCCCAGAGGACGUGGCCCUGGCGCCCUGCACCGCCGCCACCGCUGCCUGCGAAGCGGGCCCCUCCCCGGUCUACGUGAAGGUCAAGAGCGCCGAGCCGGCCGAGUGCGCCCAGGCGCCGCAGCCGUGCAAGGACGGCCUCUUGGUGUGA